Molecule: messenger RNA, 4828 nt
Organism: Salarias fasciatus (jewelled blenny)
Lineage: Eukaryota; Metazoa; Chordata; Actinopteri; Blenniiformes; Blenniidae
Product: poliovirus receptor homolog
Exons: 7
Coding region: 412-2013 (533 amino acids)
Source: RefSeq, a predicted model, not a curated record
GCCGGACCGCCGCGCGCUCAGACGCACACGAGCCAGUUGUCGUUGGAGCAGCGCGAGCGCGGCAGCACUUCAUUAUCCUGAGCACGAGCUCGGAGGGGGGAAACACAUUCACCUGUGCGGGAGGGACGCGCUCACCAGGAUUUUUUUUUUCUUUCAUUAAUCUGAGCAGACUCCCACCUGAAAGGCGCAGCGAGUGGACACUUAAAACAAGAGUCUCUGUCUGUCGGACCCCACCGCUGUCCAGCAGGCGGACAAGUUUUUAUUUUAAUUUUUUUAUUUUCAUUUUUUAUUUAUUUUUGCCUUGACUGAGUGAGAUCUUACAACCUGUGUCUGAAGGUGCUGUUUACAUUUCUUCGAGAGAGACUGUGAGUGCCUGGUUUCUUCUUUUUAUAUAAAGGACCGUAAUCGACCAUGGCGGUACAUGACGCCCGAAACUGGCCCGACUGCACAAAAAUGAUCGGACUGCUCCUCAUGGUUGCGUCGAUACUUACACAACAAGGAACUUCAGGUCAGCGGGUGAAGACGGAGCCAGAGGUGUUGUCGUAUCCUGGCCAGACAGUCAACCUGCGCUGUGCCUUCACCGAUGUCAGUGGGACGCAGCUUACAAUGGUCACGUGGAUUUAUGAGCCGAAGGACGGGGACAGGGUGAACAUAGCCGUGCUUCAUCCAAACUUUGAUCCCAACUACCCAGAGUCCCCUCUGCAAGGCCGAGUCAGCUUCACAAACAGUUCUCCAGACUUGAAAACCCCUUCCAUCCAGAUAACUGAUGUCCGGAUGACAGACGAGGGGAAGUACAUCUGCGAGUACGCUACCUACCCGAGAGGCAACGAGCAGGGCAUCACCUUCCUGAUCAUGCUGGCAAAGCCUCAGAACUCGGCCACGGCCGUGUCCGUGGUGGCCGGCACUAAGCCGGUGGUGGUGGCGCGCUGCGAGUCUGCCGACGGCCGCCCCGCCGCCAAGCUGAAAUGGGUGACCACAGCCAACGGAAACGAGACACUCGCGGAGAAGCCGGGGGCCGAAAACACGGUGACGGUGACCAGCGAGUACCGCAUGAUUCCCACGGCGGCCGACAACGGGAAAGACAUCAGCUGUGUGGUGAAUCACAGGACCCAAGUCAAAGACGAGAGCUUCCAAAUGAAGCUGGCCAUUCAGUAUCCCCCACAGGUCAGAAUUGUCGGUUAUGACAAUAACUGGUAUGUUGGACGUACAAAUGUAAUGCUCACCUGCGAGGCUGCAGCAAACCCUCCUCCGUUCAGUGUCAACUGGAAGACCAUGUCGGGCAUGGAGAUGCCGGAAACGGUGCAACUUAAAGACAACGUGUUGAAGGUGCUGAAGGUGGACGAGUCCGUGAACACCACUUUUGUCUGUGAGGUCGCGAACCGCAUCGGGACCACAAAGGAGCAAGUUACAGUCCUAGUCAGAGAGCCCCUACAGAACCCAUCCGACCCUGGCCCGGUGGCGAUAAUUGUGAUUUGCACCCUGCUGGGCCUUCUUUUGGUCGGCGCUCUCGUCGCGGUGCUCGUCACCCUUAGACGCAGGCAGCAGCAGGGUUACCGCGCCAAUGGCGGCAGCGACAUGAAGACGCGCAUAUUUGGAGGCGGAAAGAAGGCCAGCAAGAACGGCACGGGCGGAGGCACGGGAGGCGGAAUCAUCGGAGGAGGGGCGAACAACAACGGCCCCAUCUACGUUUACAGCGAGGGCUCGUCCCACCCAAGCCUCGGAGAGAAAAACAACCACCACCAGCCGCUCACCGUGGGGGGCCGGCCCGAAGUGGUCGCCACUACACCCACCGCCCAAGACAUCCUGCUAAGCAGUGAAUUAGAUGACGCAGAAAGGAGGAAGUUUGAUGAGCUGGAGGAGGAGGAGAGGUAUGACCACUUCGGCGGAGGCGGCCCAAUCCUUCAGCUUCGCCCGCCGCACGACCAGAGCGGUAUGAUCGGAGAUUACAUGGAUGAUGACAUGGAGUCCCAGAAGGACGGCUCGGUCAUCUCUCGGACUGCAGUUUACGUAUAGACGAGGAGGAGGCGGAGGAGGAGGAGGUGGUGGAGGAGGAGGAGGAGCAAAAAAGAGGAGAAAAAUGAAGGGUCGAUGGAAAAUUCCUCCUGAGGAUAUUGUGGCUCCAGGGUGGUGUCCCUGUCUGUUAGAGAAAAGAAAAUGAUACAGUAAAACCACUUUUAUUUUUUCAAAUUGAUUUUAAACCUAGCCUAUUAUUAAUCACAGUGCAGCCCCCAAUCGGACUGAAUGAAAAGGACGCUUUCUGGUGGGGUCUUGUAAAAGGAGUGUUGCCAUUAUCUGGUCUCUACAAACUGAAAAUCAAAGAGAAAAGAACAACCUGCCUCCCACCGCUUCUGCUCACUCUCACUUUCACUGGGACCUUGACUCUUGACAGACUAAAAGAGAAAUUAUAAAGCGUGGGAGUAAAGUAAUGGAAUCAUGAUACAAGCUUGGCUAUAGAGGAAGCCGCUCACUUGCAUAUUCACUCUUAUCUUCUCCGAAACAGUACAAGUGGAAGAGGUUGUCCAACAGUUGCCUGCCGUGCUCAGCUGUCUCUUGGGAAACCCUUUUUGUUUUGGUACUGUGUGGUGCUGUGACAUCCCGUGGGUAAUAUUGAUGAAUCCAGAGGCAGUGAUUUAGAGACCUAACCAUCAGGUGAUGUAGAGACUGGCAGGCGCUGUAUUUGCUCAUGUCCACCGGUGAGUUCUUCUUUCCGCUCUAUCAAGCUUUGCUCUCAAACUGAAAAAAAAAAUAAACAUCUCUGCAAACUGUGGGUAGAUUUGAGGUGAGGAAAAUUCAGAGAGCAAGAGGUCGUUAUGUGCUGCACAAAUACAAACGCAGCCGAAUUAAACAAAAGAAAGUUUGCCGAGUGAUGGAGCCAAGUUCUUAACGAGGUGUUCACAUGCAAACUUCUGAACAGUGCCUGGAGGAGGUAGACGGUAAACAAGAGAUGGGGGAAUGAGGUGCAGCCGAUCUGACAGGGUCAAGGGAUGGAGAGGGGGAUGCGGGGUUGGGGGGGAGAAAGACGGGAUGGGAACACGUCUUUUCUUUUCUCUUCUUCCUCAUCCUCGUCUCUUCAGAGCGCACCUGACAAGAGGAGCUUGAUUGGUAAUGAGCCGUGAAGUCGCUCGCUUAGCCGGGACCAACAGAUUGCCACCACUUAUCGUUUAUGACGUGGCGAUCCCCCCCCCCCACUCCGCCACCUCUGUCUCUCUGUCACCCCUCUGUCUCACCCUCUCUUCCUCCAUUCAUCCCUCUCUCCGGUGUUUAUGGGGAGUUUAUGAUUUAUCCAGGCCAGUGUCGAGGUCAGGGCUACCAAGAGCAGGGGAGUAUUUUACUGCUCCUGAUGUGUCAAACGGCCCACUUACUCUACUCCAGACUGGCCUGCUCUGACAUGCCAGCACUGACUAAUCCACCUGGAGUGGCCGGGCUCACUCCGCUGCACAGACACCCGCCGCCUCCUCCCAUGCUGUUGUAAAUGGCCGAAUGUAAUGGAACCCCCCACUUUCAGAGUACAACAGUUUUAGAUGAGAGCAUAUGAUAUUUCUUCCCAUUAGUGGAUGUGGUUAAAUGUAGUAAAUUGAUCGGGAGACGUAAAAGGUAGCAUCUACAGCAAAGCGAUGGGAGUCAUAUUGACUAACAGGCAACAUGCAGUGAAAUGGCGGUUUUAUGAUGCAGGUUCAGGGAUGAUUGUCUCCUGACUGUUAAUUUAUCCUUUUAAUGAGCCACUGGAGGCCCACUCAGGCAAAUAUUGCUCCAUGGCUACUGUAUGCUGCUGUCUCGGAGGCUCUGUGUAUACAUUUGGAUGCGUCACUGUCUCUGCGUAGCCACUGGGUGACUGUGACGGACAAUCGCUGAGCGAAGCCCCACGGAAGCUCCUCUAAUCAUGAUUUUCCUGGCCUUCAAAUCAGCUCCCCUUCUGACCCACCGGGAAUCCAGUGAGCACAGCCUGGAUGACUGUCAUGACCUCUCGUAAAGGGCCACCUGAGAUCUGGGUUGGCGUUGGCUGCAGGUCAUAAGGUCAAGCAAAGAGCGAUCUAAUGCCAAGGGCAGAGACGACGCCGCUCGCCCCGUCUUUUCUUAUCCUGCCUGUUUUUAACCUUGAACCACAGACGCGAGAGAAACACUUGCAUACAGUUAAGAGUAUCUGUGCAGGGCGAAACGGCUCCUGCGAUGGCUGUUCACCUUCAGAGAGGAGGAGAGAGAGGAGAGACACACAGGAGGCAGACCACAAAAAAUAGAGACGGUGUUUAAGCAUUUGAGCGCCGUCUGGCAUAUUGUAAGCCAGUGUGUUCAAUAGGAUUAUCGUCUAAUGGCCUUAGCUUAUACAUAAAAGCAACUCCUGUCAACCUGGGGUACAGUAAAUUUACUGAACACAGCUGAUUUGUCACAACCACUCGAUAUAAAAAUGUAUUACUUAUUUUUGCACUUGUGUGUUUGUGUGUGUGAGUGUGUCACUGCUACGCAGAGAAAAUGGAGCAUAGUACUGGGGGUGAAAAAAAAAAAACUGAUAAGGGACUAAACUGUUGUAUGUACAUUUUGGUGCGGUAUCUGUGUACUAUAUAUGUAAGCAUCUUUAUUUUUCUUGUGAAAAAUGUGGAUAUUUAUGAAAAUGUAAAUAUCAGGUCGACGGCGCCAGUGUUGUGUAAGUACAGACAAAAUGGCAUUCUGGGUUGACUGAAGUUCAAUGUCUUUGAGGGCUUUCAGAAUGUAAUUUCUAACCUUGUGAGUACCUCGGUACUUCAGGUGUUACGGCAUACUAAACUAGCCGAGCUUGGUUUACCGAAAGUCGAAGAAUCAGUUUGACUUGGGGGAAAUUAUAUAGGCUAAUUUU